AUGGCCCCCUCUGCCCUCCACGUGCUGAGCCUUCUCUGGGCUGUGGCUGGGACCAGCACCCACAUCCGAACCUCAUGCUCUGUUCCUGCGGCCCAACAGCCCCUGGUUAACAGCAUUCAAGGGCUCAUGGAGAACUCUGUAACUUCAUCAUCCUUUCCAAACCCCAGCGUCCUCAUUGCCAUGAACUUGGCUGGAGCCCACAAUCGGGAGGUCCAGAAGCUCCUCACACACAGUCUCAUGGACAGUGACACCAAUGAUCUAACCACUGGUCAGCUGGCCCUCACCAUCAUGGCCCUCACCUCCUCCUGCCGAGACUCAGGGACGCGGGUAUCGCUUCUACAAAGACAAAUGGAGAACUGGGCGCCUUCAAGCCCCAACGCUGAAGCUUCAUCCUUUUACGGGCCUGGCCUGGCAGUCCUGGCACUGUGCCAACAGAACCCCGAGGCCGCUCUGCCAAUAGCCAUCCGCUUUGCCAAGUCCCUGCUGGUCAACUCCUCUCCAUUCAACACGGACACAGGAGCAAUUGUGUCCUUGGCUCUGACCUGUAUGUACAACAAGCUACCCGUCGGUGCAGAAGAAGGUUACAAAGCCCUGUUUAGUCAGGUUCUCAAUAGUAUUGUGGCCGAUAUCAGCACGAGGAUCAAAGACAAUGGCAUCAUUGGAGACAUCUACAGUACGGGCCUCGCCAUGCAGGCUCUCUCCGUCGCACCCCAGCAAGCUGCAAAGGAGUGGGACUGCAGAAAGACUAUGGACACGAUACUUCAUGAGAUUCAGCAGGGGACGUUCCACAACCCCAUGUCCAUCGCCCAAAUCCUCCCUUCUCUGAAGGGCAAGACAUACCUAGAUAUCCCCCACAUUAUUUGUAGCCCUGAUCAAGAGGUGCAACCGACUCUUCCCAGCCAUCCUAGCCCUGCUCCCACCUCAGCAUCCAACAUCACUGUCAUAUACACCAUAAACAACCAGCUGAGAGGUGUGGAGCUGCUCUUCAACGUGACCAUCGACGUUAGCGUGAGGAAGGGGUCGGUGCUCCUCGUUGUCCUCGAAGAAGCCCAGCGCAAAAGCUCCAUGUUCAAAUUUAGCACCACAAUGACAUCCUGGGGCCUCAUCGUCUCUUCCAUCAAUGAUAUCGCAGAAAAUGUUAAUCACAAGACAUACUGGCAGUUCCUAAGUGGCAAAACACCUUUGAAUGAAGGUGUUGCUGACUACAGACCCUUCGACCAGGAGCACAUCACAGCCAAUUUCACACAAUACUAA
Messenger RNA from Elephantulus edwardii (Cape elephant shrew), 1254 nucleotides. RefSeq names its product gastric intrinsic factor (vitamin B synthesis) (gene CBLIF). The record is from RefSeq and is a predicted model, not a curated record. NCBI's taxonomy places the organism in Eukaryota, Metazoa, Chordata, Mammalia, Macroscelidea, Macroscelididae. The coding region runs from base 1 to 1254 and encodes 417 amino acids. Gene Ontology annotation, molecular function: cobalamin binding. The transcript has 9 exons. Gene Ontology annotation, biological process: cobalamin transport.